This is a messenger RNA of Thyridium curvatum, 2607 nucleotides long. RefSeq lists its product as uncharacterized. Gene Ontology annotation, cellular component: cytoplasm; actin filament. Gene Ontology annotation, biological process: actin filament polymerization. NCBI's taxonomy places the organism in Eukaryota, Fungi, Ascomycota, Sordariomycetes, Thyridiales, Thyridiaceae. Gene Ontology annotation, molecular function: microtubule binding; actin binding. The coding region runs from base 1 to 2607 and encodes 868 amino acids. The transcript has a single exon. The record is from RefSeq and is a predicted model, not a curated record.
AUGGACUCCAUCCACGGCACCAGCCAAAUCACUGGAACAAUGUCCAGGCAGAGCACAGGCCCUUCACGGGCCCCGAGCCUGAGGAGCAGAUUCUCCCGUCCCUCCACUCGACGGAACAGCUUGUCAGACAUCUCGGAGGUCUCGACCUCAUCGAUGGAGCCGAACGUCGGUGGAAAUGCGCGGCCGACCUUUUCUCCACCUUCCCACUCGCCGCCAGCACCUCCUCAUCGCCAGCAGUACCAAGAGCAGGAGCAGCGUCCGCGGCAACAACAAUACCAAGAGCCGCCGCUACGGCAGCCGCAGUAUCAAGAGCCACCACCGCGGCAACAGUAUCAGGAGCCGCCGCCGCGGCAGCAGCAGUAUCAGGAGCCUCCUCGGCAGCAGCAGUACCCGCCAGUGCCGCAGUACCAAGCUCCUCCUCCUCCGCCACCGCCUCAGCAACUACCACCGCCGCCACCCAGGACGGUCCUCAAGCCCAGUCGGCCAGUAGAGCCGGCGCCCGUCUACCAGGCCCAGCCGCGGUACUACGACGUCCCGGCCCCGCCGCCCAGAGCCUUCCCGGAGCCUAGGGAGCCAGACUUCUUCAGAGACCACGAGUACCAAUCCGACACCAGCUCGCUGAACCUCUCGGACAACACAGACGCUACGAGCGUCGUCUCCGACGCCACCUACAAGGCCGGCACCAAGCCCUCGUCAGGACCUCAGGCGGGCGAGUCCAGCAGGACCACGACCGGUAAGCACGUCGCCCUCUCCGGCCGGCGCGUCGGGCUCCGCUCGCGGCCCAAGACGCGCUCCCUCGUCGGCGUCGCCACCGGCUCCACCAUCUCGGCGGCUCCGUCCCUGCACAAGUCGUCGUCCAACGGCGGCAAGAGCAGGGGCGGCGGCCGCACGCUGCAGAUCGAGGUCCUCGCUAACCAGGCCACGCUCGAAGACAUCCGGCAGCGGCAAAAGAUUGAAAAGGUGCUCGUCGACCGCAUCCAGGAGCUCGAGAAGGAGACGCAGAGCCUGCACGAGGAGCAGACGACGUCCACCAAGGCCAUGGACGAGGCGCUCGAGAAGAUGUCGGUGCUGUCCAUGGGCCGCGAGGACGUCGAGCGCGAGCGCAACCAGGAGCGGGAGCUGCGCGAGGCGCUCACCAAGGAGGUCUCCGACCACGUGCGCAUGCUCGGCGAGCAGCGCGAGAUCAUCGACGAGCUGCGCAAGACGAUCGAGGACCAGGGCAAGAAGCUAGAGCUCGCGGAGAAGGAGCGCGAUAUCCUUACCGACAACAAGACCGAGCUCGAGAUCAAGGUCGCAGCUCUGGAGAAGACCAUCGACCAGUUGAAAGACGACAGGGGCGAUAGCGAAAAGCUCAUGAUUGCUCAAAUCGCUGCCCUCGAGCUGGCCAAGGAGGCCCUCACCAUUCGUGUUGACGGCCUCGACACGGAGCGAUCCACCUUGCAGAUGAAGCUUGAUGACAUGAAGUCCAAGUACGACGCUCUUCAGGCUGACUCCGAGAAGGCACAGACCGACAUGAAGACCCUAACCGACGAAAAGACUGCCCUCGAGGAAGAGAAAAACAGCGCACAGAAGCGCGUCGAGGAGGUUGAGGCCGAAAAGACCGAAUUAACCACUAAGGUGGAAGGUCUUACAACUGAAAAGGCCGAAGUCCAAACCAAGCUCGAUGCGGCCGAGGGUGACAAAGAAGGCCUGAAGAAGCAGAUCGAGGAGCUUGAGGCUGCCAAGACAGAGCAGGAGACUCAGAUCACCGAUCUGACCGCUGCACGAGACGGCCUCCAGGAAGAGACCGCGACGCUCAAGACGCAGAUCGCCGAUAAAGAGGCCGAGAUCAAAAAGAUUGAGGAGGAAUCCGAUGCCGAAGCCAACGGCCUCGAGGAGAAGAUCAAGAAGCUCGAGGCCGACAACGAGUCCCUCAAAGCGGGAAUAGACCCGGCCGCUGCCGAGGCCGCCGCACUGGAGGAGCUUCGAAAGAAGCACGCCGAGGAGCUCGAGGCCAAGCAGAAUGAGCUUCAAGAGCAAGUCGACAAGGCUGCCGCACUCGAGGGCGAGAAGGGAGAGCUAGAAGCGGCCAAGACAGCCCUUGAAGGUGAAAAGGCGACCCUCGAAACAGACAAGUCGGCGCUCGAGGAGGGCAAGUCGGCCCUGGAAGCCAAAGUCGCUGAGCUGGAGAAGGAGACGAGUGAGGUUGGUGUGCUGCGCGACCAGAACGGCAGCCUCGGCGAGCAGCUCAAGGCCGUCAACGCGCAACUUGCCGACGCCAACGCCGGAUUCCAGGCCUCUUCCAACGAGUUGCAAGCACUGCAGAUGCGCGUAGCGCAGCUUAAGGCGCGCCUGCAGGCGAACGACUCCAAGAAGCAUGAUGGCGGUAUCCGGAAGAAAGCCGGGUCCAAGGGCCGAGGGGAGGAAUUUGUCUUUGUGCGCAGCAGCAAGGACCGUGGCUCUAUGUCAGUACCCAUUCCUAUUUUCCCCUGGGUCGACUGGGAUGAGGAUAGCGACGAUGAUGACAAGGGGCUAACCGUUCGCAGGCAAGUCAUGCCCAAGGCUGAAUACCGCGCCUCCCGCAGCCCGUCCCGGGUCCGGCCGCCGACCGAGGCUGGAAGCGAGUAG